Molecule: messenger RNA, 3189 nt
Organism: Aphanomyces invadans
Lineage: Eukaryota; Oomycota; Saprolegniomycetes; Saprolegniales; Verrucalvaceae
Product: isoleucine-tRNA ligase, variant
Exons: 14
Coding region: 17-2548 (843 amino acids)
Biological process (GO): isoleucyl-tRNA aminoacylation
Cellular component (GO): cytosol
Molecular function (GO): ATP binding; isoleucine-tRNA ligase activity; tRNA binding
Source: RefSeq, a predicted model, not a curated record
AUUGCUUUUGAUUGCGAUGGUCAAAGCACCGGCCAAGCCGGCGUCCGUCGUCGGUGAUGUCGUUCGCAAGACACUCAACCUUCCCAAGACGGACUUUCCCAUGCGCGCAAAUGCGACAGUUCGUGAACCUCAGCUGCAUGCACGCACAGUGACAGAGCUGUACGCGACGCAAGAGAAGGAACGCAAAGGCGUUGCCAAGACGUUCUAUCUUCACGAUGGACCGCCGUUUGCCAAUGGAUCGCUGCAUACCGGUCACUUCCUCAACCGCGUGCUCAAGGACAUCAUCAACAGGUACAAGUUGCAGCGAGGUUAUUAUGUGCACUACGUGCCGGGUUGGGAUUGCCACGGUUUGCCCAUUGAAAUCAAGGCCCUGGAGAAGCUCAAGCAGCCCCGCGAUAAGUUGGACCCCAUGGACAUCCGAAAGCAUUCGAGAGAGUUAGCCCUUGGCGCGAUCGAAAGCCAAAAGCAGGAUUUGAUGCGUUGGGGAAUCUUGGCCGACUGGAGCGGCGAUAAAGGCACGCGAUACCUCACGAUGGACCCAGAAUAUGAAGUCAAACAGUACGACGUGUUCAAGCAAAUGGUGAAGGACGGGCUCAUUGUCCAAGGGUACAAACCGGUCUACUGGUCCCCUUCGUCCGGAACAGCGUUGGCCGAGUCGGAACUCGAGUACCAAGACGACCACGUCUCGUCGUCUGCGUACGUCCGCUUCCCCGUCAAGCACUCUCCCGUCGCGUUGAAGGCCUUUCCAAACAUUACCGCUGUCAUAUGGACGACCACGCCAUGGACCAUUCCUGCGAACCGUGGGCUGUGUGUGCGGUCCAACUUGGAAUAUGCGAUCGUGGAAGUGGCGCCUGGCCAGCAUGACCUGGUUGCAUUGGCCCUAGUCGACUCGUAUGCCCAGACCGUGCUGCACCAAGAACAUGUCAAAGUGGUUGCGACCGUGUGGGGCAAAGACCUCACUGGCGGCGUAUUCCGCCACCCGCUCAACGGCCAAGAUUCGAUCGUGUUACUGGGCGACCACGUCACGACCGAUGCAGGAACGGGCAUUGUCCACACGGCGCCGGCUCACGGCCAAGAGGAUUACUUUGCCUGGAUGGCGCAUCACGCCCAGCACCACACAGACAACUCGAUGACGUGCCUUGUGGACGAAAAAGGAUGUUACACCGCCGAAGCCGGCGCGGACCUUGCGGGGCUCUUCGUCCAGACGCACGGCACGGAAAAAGUGUUGGAGCAACUCACGGCAUCUAACGCCCUCGUGUCCGUCUCCAACUAUACCCAUCGCUUCCCGUAUGACUGGCGCACAAAGAAACCGAUUCUGCUCCGCGCGACCAAGCAGUGGUUUGCCAAAUUGGAUUCGCUGCAUGCUCUGGGCCAUGAAGCUCUGGACAACGUCAACAUGCAUCCGAAAGCGUCGCGCCGCCGCCUGGAAGCUACCUUGUCUAGCCGAAGCGAAUGGUGCAUAUCCCGCCAACGCGCUUGGGGCGUCCCGAUUCCAGUCUUCUACGAGAAGGAUACGAUGGAGCCCCUGCUGAACGACGUGACGAUCGCCCAUGUGCAAAAGGUCAUGCUCGAAAAUGGAGGCACGGACGCCUGGUGGUCGCAGCCUGUGUCCACGUUACUCGCGCCUGAGUACGACCCUGCGCAAUACGUCAAGGGCACCGAUACGCUCGACGUCUGGUUUGACUCGGGAAGCUCGUGGAAUGCAGUGCUGCCAAAGGGCGUGCAGGCCGACAUCUACCUUGAAGGCUCGGACCAACAUCGCGGGUGGUUCCAAUCGUCGCUCCUCACGUCUUUGGCGGUGCAGCGCAAGGCACCGUACAAGAACGUGAUCACCCACGGGUUCAUCCUGGACGAACGAGGCCAAAAGAUGUCCAAGUCGCUCGGCAACGUGCUCGUACCGCACGACAUCAUUGAAGGCCAGCCGAAGAAGAAGAUUCCCCCGUAUGGUGUGGACACAUUGCGGUAUUGGGUCGCAUCAACGGACUACACAAGUCAAGUCGGCAUUGGGCCCAACACGAUGAUCAAGAUCAGCGAUCAUGUUCGCAAGGUGCGGAACACGGCACGUUUCCUUCUCGCCAACUUGAACGACUUCGACCCUCGCAUCGACUCAGUUGCGUACUCGGACAUGACGUCGCUGGACCAGUACAUGCUCCAUGUUCUCCACGAUCUCCAAGCGGAAAUCACUGACGGGUACGAAACGUUUGCGUUCAAUAAAGUGCAGCAGGCGAUUGCGCACUUUAUUGCGACGGACUUAUCCGCGUUCUACAUGGAAGCAUGCAAAGAUCGGUUGUACUGUGAAGCUCCCGCCGAUCCGUUCCGCCGGUCCGCGCAGACGGUGCUUGAUGUUGCUCUCGAAACCAUCACGAAGGCAAUUGCCCCAGUUGUGUGCCACACGGCGGAAGACAUCCGUCUCCACCGCCUGGCCCAGUUUACCAACGCCAUGUUGAACGAUGUCCCAGGAAGCGUAUUUUUGGAAGGAUGGUUCGAGCCUAAGGUAUUCGAUGGAUGCAAGGAUGUCACGUACAUGUUCAUUGCGACCAACCCAUAGCCGGAAUGGCGAAACGACGAAGUGGCGGCGGCUUGGAAAGUGCUUCGAUCUCUGCGAUUGCAAGUGAAUCGCACCGUGGAACAGCUACGUGAACAAGGAGCGAUCAAAACGACGAUGGAGUGCAACAUUGACAUUUACGCGAAUGGCGAACUAGCGGACCUUUUGAAGCAAGUGAACUCGCGCAUUCUCGAAGAUAUGCUGAUGUGCUCAGGAGUGAAGUUGUUUGACCUGGAUGCUUCGGCUGGGGAAACAACGACAGUGAUGGACAAGUACCCUGUCCGCGUUGUUGUUCGAGCAGCCGAAGGGCACAAAUGCCCACGUUGCUGGAAGUACGCCUUGGAGGUGAACGAGACUCAAGAGACUCUCUGUACCCGAUGUGCCACGGCUGUUGGAUGCUCUAGUGUGCACGAUCUUGCCGACUAGAACCGUACGAGGAAGGUUUAAUCGACAGCAAGAGUUUUGCAUGCUUCUCCCGUAUCAGGCGCUACUUCACGUCAACAAAGCCCCCCUUGAACAACGGCUCAUUCUCUGAAGGACUCUUCCUUUGCAAUGCCUCAUCAACUUCUUGAGAGGAGAGGAAGCCGAUGGAGUACCUAGCGCAUGCCCCAUCGAUCAAUUGACACUCACCAAGCUGGUGUUUG